UUCACACCCCAACAUCAUUCAGUAUCUGAAAUCGACCUGAGCACUUUAGGCAUCAAGCAUGAGAACGUUUUCAAGGAAAGUCUCAGGAAAGACUAACACCGGGAAACAUUUCACUCUUCUAAGUCAAUUUUCUAAGUUCACUUUCAAGUCAUGUUUGACAACAUUCAUCUUUCUUUCCGAUAUCAUGUGACGAGCAGUGUUCUUAAGUUUCGGGACUAAAGUGGGGCCCAAUUGUAAAGAAAACAGUUUAUCCUGUUAUUCCAUAUCCCACUUGUUGCAUGUGUGGACGGAACAAUUUUACGGAUGUAGCAAUUUUUCGGGGGAAAACUCCAUCAAAUCUUAAACGGAUGGGCUAGAUGCUAAAUAUUUCAUACACUAUGCUAGUAGUCGAGAUCGACGGUCUACAUAUCAUUGAGCAUUCCAAGGAGCAUAGGCUGAAGUGAUUGCUGUGGAUGGAGGUUGACGUUCCUUUUCUACAAAACCGGAGUCAGUAAUUUCUCGACGAGGCCAAUGACCGAUCUAUUAUGCAGCACCAGUGAUUUGUAUUAUGUUGGGGACGACCUCGAUCCAUACGAAGCAAAAUGUACGAGGCAGGUGGAAUCACGAAUGCUGACUUACGAAGACUUGCCUUCAAUAUUUGACUCGUGCUCUUUAGUGGCUCUGGCCAUGGCUCUCGUCUUCUCAUGCUCUCCACGUCGAUCGAGGUCUUUCCCAUUCCUUUGGGAACGGCAUUGCAUGUCCGUUCUUUCUCUCGCCUGAUCUUGUUCAUAAUUCGAGACCUUCGUCUAAUGGGGGCGCUCGUUGGGGCGAGCGACUCGCACUGGUUCAGGAAAAUAGUGGUUUCGUAAGGUGACCUGUUUCCGAAAACCGACGGGGAGAUCGGGAAUAAUGGGAUACCGAGUUAUGAUUCUCAGCACUCUGGUCAGAAACGGUUUCCGUAAGUAAUGUGGGGAUUUUCAGCGCAUGCUGUCGCGUACAGGUGACAUCGUGGGGACGAACGGAUCAAUGCGUACGCAGACAAUCAAAUCUACGCGAAGUCGGAGGAGGUCGAGUCCCAAGGGACGAGGUGAACCUGCUCUGCCUUCUUUAAGGAUGUUGGCCAUGGCGGCAAGGAAAGUAACUCUCCGAGCCUGAGGUAUCUACAGUACGGCGGGCCGGUUCGCAGCUCUGAGCACGAUUCCUGUACUGGUACCCUAAAGGUUUUUAAGGUGAAGAAAGUCCUGCUGGGAGUCGAGUACGUACUCCGCUCUGUGGUUUUAGUAUGGUUCACUCCGUCACGACAGUGGUCUAGUGUCCGAUUGUAUUGCCAUCCGACUGUCGGGUUCACCAUUGAAUCGAGGAAAUUAUUGACUGGGAAAUGAAGGCCUUUUAUGUAAAACAUGAAUGUCUUUACAGACUAUUUGUUUCUAGAUUCUUUUUCCGUUUGCUUUCUCUUUGCGGUCUACUCGUACGUCAUGCCUUUGUUCCUCGAGGCUGUCCGUGAUAUUUUCUUGGACGCAAGCGUUCGCACUCAUGGAAUCAAUGUUUUGCAAAACUCUUGAUGAGACCUGCAUCCUUCUUUUCCCCUCAUUAUCC
Molecule: messenger RNA, 1575 nt
Organism: Marchantia polymorpha subsp. ruderalis
Lineage: Eukaryota; Viridiplantae; Streptophyta; Marchantiopsida; Marchantiales; Marchantiaceae
Source: the annotation of a GenBank genome assembly